AUGAGUCAUGGCAUCGCGUGCUUCAUCCUCUCCGGCCGCGCCCUAACAAGCAGCGUCACCACAAGCAACCAUCCGCGCCUUUCUCUCCAUCCAGUCGCUUACGUGCCAUCACCCCCUGCUUCUCCUCUCCUCCACCCUAUUGCAGGGAUAUCAGUAACAACUCUCUUACAGGUGCUCUCCCUCCGUCACUGGGCAACCUUACAGAUCUAUGGAGCCUGCCGUAGGCAUUUUCAUCUUGGUUUCAGGCAACCAGACACUCGUGUGUUGGUUAUCAUCUCAGCUCCCAGCUCUCAUGCCCCUUUCCAUUCUUCUCUACUCCCUGUACUUGCCUUGCCCCCAACAGAGAUGUUCGCUGCCUCAGCCCCCGAGUCUCAACCCGCUCCGCAACCUCCUCUGCCUUCCCCUCCCUCCCUCCCUUCCAUUGCACCUGCCUCCGCCUCUCUCCCAUCCCCCGCACCCGCAUCACAGCCUGCUCCUGCAUAUUUCGCCCCACCCUCCCUUUCCUCCAUUCCCCUUGCACCACCCUCCUCCCCUCCUGUACCUGCACCUGCCUCGAAUGUCACCAACGCCACGAGUACUGAAGAAAACACAAGUGGUGUCAGCAGCAGCACUGCGAAGGGAGUGUAUGGAUCUCCAGUGGCAAUGGCGGUGGUUGCAGCUGUGGUGACAGCAUUGGCGGUGGCAUGUCUGCUCGUGGGUGUGCGCUGGGCGAUGAAUAGAAGAGAUGGCAGUAGAGCAGGGAACAAGGAUGCGUGGAACCCUGCAUAA
Messenger RNA from Closterium sp. Naga37s-1, 768 nucleotides. Lineage: Eukaryota; Viridiplantae; Streptophyta; Zygnematophyceae; Desmidiales; Closteriaceae. The record is from the annotation of a GenBank genome assembly.